Messenger RNA from Neurospora hispaniola, 2166 nucleotides. RefSeq names its product major facilitator superfamily domain-containing protein. The transcript is spliced from 3 exons. The coding region runs from base 47 to 1744 and encodes 565 amino acids. Gene Ontology annotation, cellular component: plasma membrane. The record is from RefSeq and is a predicted model, not a curated record. Gene Ontology annotation, biological process: transmembrane transport. NCBI's taxonomy places the organism in Eukaryota, Fungi, Ascomycota, Sordariomycetes, Sordariales, Sordariaceae. Gene Ontology annotation, molecular function: transmembrane transporter activity.
UUUUUUUUUUUUUUUCGGUCAAAUAAAAGGGAAACGAAGCGCCAAGAUGACGCGAAGCCAGAGGAGCUCGACCUUGGACUCUGCAAGACCCUUGCUCAGCCAUCAUGACACCGAGGACGAUUUGUUAUGGCAGCAGCGGUCGCGAUAUCACGGCACAGAUGCUGCGGUAGCCCGUGCACCGCACGUCAACGACGGCAACAAUGUUGGUGAUGAUAAUGAUGAUGAUGGGUUGGAGGAUUAUAUCAGCCACUUUGACGACGACCCGGAUAACCCGCAGAACUGGCCGGCGUCAUUCAAAUGGAGUGUGGUGGCUUUAUUGGCCAUGACGGCUUUUAGUGUCACAUUCAACUGCAUCUCCCUCGUCCCCCUCGCCCCCUCCAUCGUCCGCUCCCUCACCCCUCCACCUCCUCCCCCCUCCGACGGGACGGACUCUUCCCUCCCACCACCCGCCAACCUCAAAUCCGCCUCCGUCCUCCUCGUCACCAUCUGGGAACUAGGCGAGGCCGCGGGUCCUUUACUCAUCGCCCCGCUCUCGGAGCUUUUCGGGCGCUACCCAACCCUCAACAUCACCAACCUCCUCCUCAUUUUGUUUACUAUCCUCACCGCCACCGCCACUUCGGUACCUACGCUCAUCUUGUCCCGCUGCCUGACGGGCAUGGCAGUCGCUUCGAACGUGCUCAACCCCGCCAUCGUGGGGGACAUGUUCCCUUCUGACCAGCGCGGGAGCGCCAUGUCGCUCAUCUUCAUUGCGCCGCUUAUCGGGGGCGCGGUCGGACCAGCGAUCUCGAGUGCCGUCGCGGAGAGCGUAGGGUGGAGAAAGGUGGUGUGGGGGGUAGUGGGUUUGAGCACCAUUUGCGAGAUUCUGUUCUUGUGUUUGUUCAAGGAGACGUAUAAAGUGGCGAUUGUGAGGAGGAGGGUGAUGAGGGAGAAGCACAGCAGGCACAGGUUGGCGAAUGCGCAUGUGGAUAUGAGCACGGGCAACUUAAAAAGAGGCAAGAAGAGCAAGCGCGAGGAGUGGAGGAAACUGAGGGAUUCGGUGUUGAGGCCGUUCUUGGUGGUGUUUGGGUCCGGACUGCUGAUGGCCUUGUCGCUGUUGGGGUCCGUCACGUUUUCGUAUUUUUACGUGGUUAGUGUGACGUUGCCGGAGAUUCUGGAGGACAAAUAUGGGCUGUCGGGGGCGGUGAAGGGGUUGUGUUUUAUGGGGUUUACCGUCGGCUCCUUCCUAGCCGUCCUAACCUGCAACGCCUUCCUCGACCGUAUUUACAUCGCCCUCCGUGACCGCGACGCCGCCCUCACCCAGCCUUGCUCCCCGGACGAUUGCCGACCCAAGGAAAAACCAGAAUACCGCCUGCCCCUCACCAUCCUCGGCGCCUUCAGCAUGCCCUUCGCCAUCACCUUUUACGGCUGGGUCGCCCAGCUUUCGCUCCCUCUCCCUUUCUUGCUCAUUGCUUGUGGGCUGAUUGGCGCCAACACCAUGAUGACCCUGAUCCCGCUGAUGGCUUACGUGGUGGAUGCGUUUGGCUUGUUCUCGGCAAGUGCCAUGACGGGUGUGAUUGUGAGUAGAUGUCUGAUGGGCACGUUCUUGCCCUUGGCAGCGGCGCCACUGGUGGAUUCGUUUGGGUAUGGAUGGGGGUUCAUGGUCUUUGGAGUCAUGAGUGGCGCGUUGGCGCCGAUUAGUGUGGUGGUGUUUAGGUACGGAGAGAGGUGGAGGCAGUUUUGCAAGUAUAGCAGGGUGGAGCAGUAGGGGUUGUUAGGUAUUGUGUGUGUGUGUGUGUGUGUGUGGAAGAGAGGGAUCUGUGGACGAGAUUGAUUGGGAUACGAUAUGGAUUGGAUAUGAUGGGAUAUGAUGGAAUAUGGACGAGCAAAAAACAAAGGAUGGGAAAAGUUAUGGAUUGGGUUUACACGAUUAACGACUGGACGACAAAAGUUGGGUUGGAUAAAAGACAAAAGUUCUGGCUUGGUUGUUGAAAGGGAUGCGCAUUCAUUUCCCUGUAAUGGAGUUUGGGGGAAGAAAAAAAAAGAGAAUAAUUAAAGGUGUUUUUCACUAUGAAGUCGUUUUUACAACUUCUUCUGCAAAUGAACUCGGUCACUGUUGAAGACAAUGCUGAUGUCGUCGUCUUGUUGGUCUUGGCGGGCAUUUUUAUAUGAGAACCGCAUACAGCCAAG